Molecule: messenger RNA, 811 nt
Organism: Salvia miltiorrhiza (redroot sage)
Lineage: Eukaryota; Viridiplantae; Streptophyta; Magnoliopsida; Lamiales; Lamiaceae
Product: 3'-5' exonuclease-like
Exons: 2
Coding region: 35-646 (203 amino acids)
Biological process (GO): nucleobase-containing compound metabolic process
Cellular component (GO): nucleus; cytoplasm
Molecular function (GO): 3'-5' exonuclease activity; nucleic acid binding
Source: RefSeq, a predicted model, not a curated record
UGCAUGUACACCAACCAAGCAAAAAUUAAUUAAGAUGUCUUCAAUUUCCUUCAACCCUAGAACCUCCAAAUACCAUGUCACCUUCGCCGGAACAACCAUCGAGACCACCGUCACCGACAAGGCCGCCACCGCCUCCGAAUGGGUCCGCGGGAUCACCGCCCUCUACGGCGUAAGCCCCGCCGUGGUCGGCCUCGAUGUUGAGUGGCGGCCCCACCACAUCCCCUACAUGAGCAACAAGUCAGCCACCCUUCAACUUUGCAUAAACAACAAGUGCUUAAUCAUGCAGCUCUUCUACAUGGACCAAAUCCCCCAAUCAAUCAAGGCCUUUCUCCUCAACCCUAAUUUCACCUUCGUCGGGGUCGAAGUCGAAGACGACGUGAGCAAGUUGAGGAACGAGUACGGGCUGGAUUGCAGCCGGACCAUGGACGUUCGGGCCGCGGCUAAGGCCCGCUGGCCCUGUCGGUUUAGCCGGCCAGGAUUGAAGGAUCUGGCGCGUGAAGUGUGUAACCUGUACAUGGCGAAGCCGUUGCACGUGUGCAGGAGUGAUUGGGAUGCCAGAGUGCUUAGUGAAGCUCAAGUUGAAUAUGCAUGCAUCGAUGCUUUUGCUUCUUACAAGAUUGGCCAUAAGCUGCUUUACGAGCUUUAAUUUAUGUUUUACUUUUAUUUCGUAUUAUGUCUUUCCUAAUUAAUUACCAGCUGCUGCGCUUGCAUGCGUUUUGAUCAGCUUAUUAAGUAUUGGAGUUUUCAAUAUAUAUUAAGAACUAAUGCUGCUAUAUCAUUUAAAUAUUUUCAGUUUCAUGUUGUUGUGUUC